AUGAAUAUAUGUUUUGUAUUUCCAAAAACCUUUGAGGUUUUUAAAUUUUUUGAAUUUUUAAAUAACGACAAAAAUAUUGUUUAUAAAGAUGUCCUACAAAUAGACUCAUCAAUAGAAUUAAAUAGUUUAUUAAUCAUAAAAAAAAAAACACUAGACCCAUCAAAUUCACAAACUGACAAAGGUAAUAAUAAUGAAAAAGCUUUAUUUGAAACAUCAGGCAUAUCAAAUUCAGAAAUUAGCCAAGGUAAUAAUAAUGAAAAAACAUUUUUGAAAACACCGGACAUAUCAAAUUCAGAAACUCACAAAGUUAAUAAUAGUGAAAUGUAUUAUCCUUUCCCUGUUUAUGAUAUAAAAUAUCAUAACUAUUAUCAUUUUACUUUUCUUGUUAUAGAUGAAAGUGAUAUCAAUUUUAGAAAAAUACUUCAAGCAAAAUGGGAAAAAGUUUCAGAAACUAAUAAUAAUCAUCAUGUUUUGGCCAGACCAACAUUAUUAUUAAUGGGGUCAUGUGGUUCACCAAAUAAAGUUGAUUUUCAAAAAUUUUUUAUUAUUGAAAAUGCUCAUAAAUAUGACAGGGGCGAAUUAAGGGAGGAUAGAGUUUUUGUUUCCAGGUCAACAAAAGUUCUGAAGAAUGCACAUUCAUUAGAAAUCUUCACCUUAAAUAGAUUAAAAAAUUCUGUUGGAGCAAAAAAAGAUAUUCUCACAACCAAUUUUAUCAAUCAAGCUAAAAUUGAUGACGAAGAAAACUAUAAGGAUUGUUUAUUGGAUAUGGAGACUUGGGAUUUUUAUGAUAUUUGUGAAUAUUUAAAAAAAAAGGGGUUAAUUGGUGGUUAUGGCUCAAUUAGAUUCGUUACCGACCUGGCAUUCAACCCAUCAGAGGAAGUAUUAAAUAAAAAGAAAGUUAUUGAAACCCUUUCUCAAUUUGGCAACGAUAUUCCAAUUUUUGAAUUUUACCAAAAGUUAUAUGACCAAAUAGAUCACAGUGGAAUAUUGAAAUCUAUGGGAGGUAAUAACUUUCGAGAUUCUUCAACUCAAAAAAAACUCAUUAGACGUAACUCACAAUACAAUUUUAGUUUCAUCUUCGAUUUUUUAUUACCAUGUUAUCAACAUGGAUGUCAUCAUCGAACGGAUACAAAAGAUAGCUUUAAAAGUUACUAUGAACACUAUAAAACUAUUGCAGAAAACAAGGAUAAGGUCCCCAAGAUUUGUUAUAGAAGUAAUGUUACAGUGAUUUUUAUAUAUAUUUAA
Messenger RNA from Dictyostelium purpureum, 1245 nucleotides. RefSeq lists its product as uncharacterized. The transcript is spliced from 2 exons. Gene Ontology annotation, molecular function: catalytic activity. The record is from RefSeq and is a predicted model, not a curated record. Lineage: Eukaryota; Evosea; Eumycetozoa; Dictyosteliales; Dictyosteliaceae. Bases 1 to 1245 code for a protein of 414 amino acids. Gene Ontology annotation, biological process: nucleoside metabolic process.